AUGCAGAAAUAAUUAAGUGCUUAUGAUUAGUACUAUAUUUAUUAAUAUUUAACAUAGAUUAGAGUAAUUUUUCUAAAGAAGUGAUAUUAAGAUUGAUGAAUACCAAUCUGCUUUUUCUAAUUAGAUUGUUUUAUUUGCCUGCUCUAAUCUGGAUCAAAAUAAGACUUUUAUAUAAUUUUAGAUGAAUCCAAUCUAAACAGAAAUAGGUACUCAUCAUUGAAUAUUCAGCCACUGUUAAUAUACCAAAUGCAAGAAUAUUUCCUUUCAAAGAUUUGCAAAGUUAAGAAAUAGUUUAGAAAUUUUAGUAAAAUUCAGACAUUAUUUUGUACUCAUUCAUGCAUUCUUAUGAUACUAUUUCAGUUAGUUAUCUUGAAUUUUGUGAAUUGUUUGCUAUCACUUACAAUGGAUAUACAAUAAUAAUAGGUAAUGAUCAAGAUGUUAAUAAAUGGAAUCCUCCUAAUAAAGAAAGAUUUUUUGAAGUUGUUUAUACUUUCUUUGGAAUUUUAUCAAGGUUAAAUAGGGCUCUAUAAAAUUUUAAAAAAGAUCUAAUUAAUAGAAGCUUAAUUGGUAUGUUUAACUAUAAAUCAAUAUAAUGGCUUGGUAUAGUAGAACAUUAUGGAUCAGAAAAAUUAUUACAACCUGAUAUAGUGAAAAACUUUUUAUAAAAAUAUAACUUAGAAUUUGUAUUUGUCAAAUGCUAUUAAGGUGUCAAUCUUAAUUCUAUACAAUAAAUUUAUCAAGAAAUUAGAAAUUAAUUAAUAUUUGAUUUUAAUGAUAUGAAUAUUGGAUCAACUCUGUAUUUUUGGAGUUCUAAAUAAUUUUUAGGAAGCUAUUUCAUCCCACAUAAGCAUUAUGAAAUAUUAGAUACUGUUAAAAAAAUGUUUAAAGAAAGAAAAUUUAUCAACUAAUAAUAAAGUCCAUAUUCUUUCCUUAGUGACUAUGAUCUUAACAGUAGUGAAAUAGAAUUUUAUAAAAAAUACAUAAAUAGAAUUUUACGAGAUAAUAGUAGUGNUAUUAUAAUCUAAUUAUUCAAAUUCAUUUUAUUUUUAUGA
This is a messenger RNA of Paramecium sonneborni, 1052 nucleotides long. NCBI's taxonomy places the organism in Eukaryota, Ciliophora, Oligohymenophorea, Peniculida, Parameciidae. The record is from the annotation of a GenBank genome assembly.